AUGGGAAGUCUCCUGGUUGCCGCAUGCCUUGUACACCAGACCUACAUCGCCCUCACUCGCACGCGCACAACACGUCUUCGUGGUCCAAAGUCUGAAAGCUGGCUGUGGGGCUUCCAAGGUAUCCUGUUUCGCCCUGAUGGACCCGCCCUGUACGAACAGUGGAUGACGGAGUAUGGCUCGGUAUUCCAGUACAACGUCGCCCUUGGCAAGAAGAGGGUCGUCCUUGCGGAUCCCAAAGCUGUUGCGCACUUCUAUGCACACGAAACAUUCACAUAUCAGCAGAAUCCUUUCGCGAGACAUUUCCUUGCAAAUCUGUUCGGGAAGGGUAUCCUAUGGGCUGAAGCCGACAACCACAAGCGCCAACGCAAGAUCUUGACCCCUGCGUUCAGCAAUCAUGCUAUCAAGGAGCUCACGUCUGUAUUCUAUGACUCCGUAUACAAGGCAAAGGCUGCAUGGGAUGCGCUGUUGGAUGCGUCCAAAACAAGCGAUGUCGUGAUCGACGUGCAGGACUGGAUGAACCGCAUCUCGCUCGAUUCGAUCGGCAUCGCCGGCUUCUCACAUGACUUCCGCACACUGCAAGGACAAAAAGCCGAGGUUGCAGAAGCGUUCCAGUCAUUUGGCGCUACGAAACCGUCUAAGGCGUUCAUGAUAAUCAUCAUGUUUGCUCAGUUCUUCCCAAUUCUGCUGAACAUUCCUUCGAGCCGGAAUGCCCGUAUCAAGAAACUUGAUGAGAGUAUGACGAAGAUCGCGGACGAACUACUCGAUGAGGGGAGGAAGGCUGAGGACGAGGAAGGCGGAAAGACGAAGGCACGGAGUUUGAUUGGAACGCUCGUAAAGGCAGAGAAGACGGAAAGGAACGACUCGGACGCGGGGCUAUAUCUCCAGCCCGAUGAGGUCCUUGCUCAGAUGAAGACGCUUGUCCUAGCCGGAUACGAGACAACAUCCAUCUCUCUCACCUGGGCGCUUAUCGAGCUCUCGAACCACCCAGACAAGCAGGAUAAGCUGCGCGAAGAGCUUGUGCGACUUGGAACAGACGCCACCUACGACGAGCUUCAUAAUAGCACCUUGCCUUAUCUAGACGGUGUUGUCCGGGAGGUGCUGCGGCUCCAUCCAGCCUUGUCAGAAACAUCUCGCGAAGCAGCCGAGGAUGACAUUGUUCCACUCUCCCGGCCCAUCACGACCGCGAACGGACAGCAAGUGGAUAAAAUCACUAUCGCCGCGAACACUCCGAUUCUAAUUCCGAUCUCGGCGAUCAACCGGUCCAAGGAACUUUGGGGACCGGAUGCGUCAGACUUUGUGCCUGAGCGCUGGAUCGGCGAAGAAGGGUUGAAGGGCAGGCGGGCAAUGGAAAUUCAAGGCUGGGGACAUCUUCUCACAUUCGUGGAUGGUCCCAGGACUUGUCUGGGCCGUGGUUUCGCUGUCGCGGAGUUCAAGGCCGUUCUCUCCACUCUAAUUCGGAAUUUCAUCUUCGCUCCGAGAGAUGUGGAGGGCAUUAAGCUCGGCCGAGCUCGCACGUUGCUUCCUCGCCCCAAGCUGGAGGGAGAGGAAGGCAUUCGUCUGCCACUUCGGGUGAGGAGGGUAGAAUGA
This is a messenger RNA of Dacryopinax primogenitus, 1587 nucleotides long. Its product is annotated as cytochrome P450. Bases 1 to 1587 code for a protein of 528 amino acids. The record is from RefSeq and is a predicted model, not a curated record. The transcript has 3 exons. NCBI's taxonomy places the organism in Eukaryota, Fungi, Basidiomycota, Dacrymycetes, Dacrymycetales, Dacrymycetaceae. Gene Ontology annotation, molecular function: heme binding; oxidoreductase activity, acting on paired donors, with incorporation or reduction of molecular oxygen; iron ion binding.